UGCUCUUCCUCGGUUCGUCUUCCGCCAUGGUUUCAGCCAUUUUACAAUGACACAUUUGAUAAUCAGUUGUAUGUAUAUGAUGCCGUAGCAAAGUUCGAUGCAGCCACGUCACAGACAAAGUAUGGAAAGUCAGGUACUCACACAACCGCAACAUCCACUAGCAUCAUGGAUGGAUUUGGAAACGUAACCGAUUUAAUGAUGGAAUCGACUACAUUUUACAGGAGUCAGAGAGAUGAAGAGAGUCAGACAUUGCCAGUACCUUUGUGUACGUUGCAAAAGGUAAAUAAAACCGCUAUUUUGGUAAGAGCGGACGUGUUUUUGGAAGAUUUAGUUAUCCUUCGCCAUACAUGUAUGGCAAUCGAAAGGAUUAAGGAUAAAGCCGCUAGACUUUUCUACGAGGUUGUCCAUGCAAGUGUGCGAAACCCUGAAGCGACUCUGCAGCCAACAAUAAACCACUGGCUUACAAUUUUCGACAAAAUCGGAACUAUGACUUGGGGAGAUGCUGAGAAGAGGAAUGCCGUGAUGCCGCGUUAUACAAGAAAAAUGAUUCUGAAAGCAGACGACACGCUUACAAUAGGUGAAGGAACCAUGUCUGCACAUUUACAAGUCGCAGACCAUUAUCGGGUCGUUUGUAUGCAUAGAGUUUGGCGACGGGCCCUUUAA
This is a messenger RNA of Cylicostephanus goldi, 663 nucleotides long. Lineage: Eukaryota; Metazoa; Nematoda; Chromadorea; Rhabditida; Strongylidae. The record is from the annotation of a GenBank genome assembly.